Molecule: messenger RNA, 1000 nt
Organism: Eruca vesicaria subsp. sativa (arugula)
Lineage: Eukaryota; Viridiplantae; Streptophyta; Magnoliopsida; Brassicales; Brassicaceae
Source: the annotation of a GenBank genome assembly
CAAAUUUUUCGAUUUCACUUUAAUCCCCCCAAAAAAAGAAAUCAUUUUUGCUUUUCUAGAAACUCAAAUUAUUUUCAAGUUUUCUGUCUUUGAUUCUCGAGAAAACAUGACUAUCGCUCUAACAAUUGGAGGAAGCGGGUUCUCGGGUGUACCCGGAUCUUCGUUCUCCUCAUCUUCUUCAUCGCUUCGAUUAAAGAACAGCAGACGAAAGGACACGAAGAUGCUGAACAGAAAAGGAGUCAUCUGUUCUUCAGCUUCUGUAAUGGAUCCGUACAAAACCCUUAGGAUCCGACCCGAUUCAUCUGAAUACGAGGUCAAGCAAGCUUUCAGACAACUCGCCAAAAAGUAUCAUCCUGAUGUCUGUAGAGGAAGCAACUGUGGAGUGCAGUUUCAGACAAUCAACGAAGCUUACGAUAUUGUGUUGAAGCAAAUAAAGAAUCAGAUGGAGGGAACAGAGGAGUUUCAGCCAUUCGAUGUGUAUGACGAGGGAUUCAACGGAAUGAAUGAUCCAGAUUGUGACACGUGGGAGGAAUGGAUGGGAUGGGAAGGUGCAGGAAUCAGAGACUACUCUUCUCAUGUCAAUCCUUACGCUUGAAGAGACAACGACGAGUUCCCAAUGAUUUGAAUGCACAUAAAUAACGACAGAGAGACUAUGAGAACAAUGUAAAUAGUUGAAAUUGUCUCUUGAAUGGCUUCUUAAAUGUAAAUAAAGUCAUUUCUCCGUUAAUGUAAACCUCAAACAUUCACGAUUAAGCUUAAAAGCUUUCGUGAGUUUGGAUCUAAUGGUAAUAAUAUUAGAUUUGAAGUUUGUUUUGACCUUUUGAAACCGUUAAGGGUCAAGUUCCACGACCAAGUGUGAAGACAAAAUGAUCAUUCUUUUCAACGGUUUCUUUACAACAACUCUGUAAUAAAAAGUCUUUAUUAAAAAGUUGUAAUGCUGAUUUUAAAUCCAUUGAGAAUGCCCCCCUGCAGUACCUGAAGAGACGCAUUCACAAAGACG